CGGUGCUGUGAACAACAUCUUCUUCAACCCGACGCAAAAAUGGCAUUCAAGUUCGUGACCUUCGCCGCGCUGAUCGCUGUUGCCCGCGCUGGCCUGAUUGCUUCUCCGGCUGUCAGCUAUGCUGCUGCCCCAGCCGUAGUCGCUGCCCCGAUCACCAAGGUCGCUUAUGCUGCUGCCCCGGCAGUGGUUGCUGCCCCCGUUGCCAAGGUUGCGUACGCCGCCCAGCCAGAAGAGUACGAUGCGAACCCGCACUACUCAUUCUCGUACGGAAUCUCGGAUGCCCUGACCGGUGACUCCAAGUCCCAGCAGGAAUCCCGCAGCGGAGAUGUUGUCCAGGGAUCGUACUCCGUCGUUGACCCCGAUGGCACCAAGCGUACCGUCGAGUACACGGCUGACCCACACAACGGAUUCAACGCUGUUGUCCACCGUGAGCCUCUGGCCGCCAAGGUCGUCGCUGCCGCCCCGGUCGCCUAUGCUGCUCCAGUUGCCAAGACCAUCUCGUACGCCGCUCCAGUGGCCACCAAGACCCUCGUUGCUAGCCCGGCCAUCUCUUACGCCGCUCCGGUAGCCAAGACCAUCUCGUACGCCGCUCCGGUUGCUAAGCUGGCCGCACCGGUCGCUUACACCACGGCGCUCCAUCACUAAAUGGGCAACCCUCGACUGUCACUAACCGGCACCGUUUGUACAUAUAUCUUCAA
Anopheles moucheti is the source of this 698-nucleotide messenger RNA. Its product is annotated as cuticle protein-like. The coding region runs from base 40 to 645 and encodes 201 amino acids. Gene Ontology annotation, cellular component: extracellular matrix. The transcript is spliced from 2 exons. The record is from RefSeq and is a predicted model, not a curated record. Lineage: Eukaryota; Metazoa; Arthropoda; Insecta; Diptera; Culicidae.